This is a messenger RNA of Nematocida major, 1506 nucleotides long. RefSeq names its product T-complex protein 1 subunit beta. Gene Ontology annotation, cellular component: chaperonin-containing T-complex. Bases 1 to 1506 code for a protein of 501 amino acids. The transcript has a single exon. NCBI's taxonomy places the organism in Eukaryota, Fungi, Microsporidia. Gene Ontology annotation, biological process: protein folding. Gene Ontology annotation, molecular function: ATP hydrolysis activity; ATP-dependent protein folding chaperone; ATP binding. The record is from RefSeq and is a predicted model, not a curated record.
AUGGCAGAAUUACUCAGACCAGGAGCAACGCAAGAAAGAGCAGACGAAGCCAGAACAUCGUUUUUAGUUGGCGCAAUAACUGCCUCUGGAAUGGUAAAAAGCACACUUGGCCCCCGAGGAAUGCUUAAAUUGCUCUACUCCCAGAGGGGAGAGCCCAUAAUAACAAACGACGGAGCAACCGUGCUGAAAAACAUCGUUCCCUCCGGAGCUUCCUCCAAGAUCCUGAUAAACUCAGCGAAAGAACAUGGAGAAAAAGAAGGCGAUGGAACAACUACUCUAACUGUUCUCACGGGGGAGCUCCUCCACGAAGCAGAUAAGCUGAUUUUUAAGGGCGCUCACCCCUACAAAAUAAUAACGGACUACAGAAAAGCCCACAAAGAAGCCCUGCGCCUCCUCAGGACAGUCUCUCGCGAGUGCUCCGACGAGGAAGAGAUGCUCUCCCUCUCCAGGACGACUCUUUCCUCGAAGUUCUCCCCAAUCGAGCUCUCCUCCCUGAGCGCCCUCUCUCUCGCCGUCUCCAGAAGGGCAGAAUCGAUCGAAAUGGUGAACAUAAUAAAAGUCCCCGGCGGAGAAGUAAGUGACUCGUACCUCCACGAAGGCCUUCUCCUGGAGUGCGAGAUCGGCCCAGGACAGAAGGACUCCUGCAGCAGCCCAAGAGUCCUCAUCAUCAACACGAGCAUGGACGCAGAUAAAGUGAAAAUAUUCAGCACAAAAGCAUCCGUAUCCUCCCCGAAGGAGCUCGAGAGAAUCGAAGCAGCAGAGAAUAGGAGGAUGGCAGAGAAGGUGGAGAGCAUCGCCCAGCACGCAGAUAUAAUAGUAAAUAGGCAGAUAAUAUACGACUAUCCCACACAGGAGUUCACGAAGAGGGGAAAAAUCAGCAUAGAGAGGGCAGACUUCUCGGGAGUGGAGAUGCUCGCAAAGGCCCUUGGGGGAAGAAUCCUCAGCACUUUCGACGCUGUCCAGGAGGAGGACGUUGGAACGUGCGGACUUUUCAGGAGAGUGAAGAUCCAGGGGAGAAACUUCUGCGAAUUCUCCGGGAAUAUCCGCCCAGGAGCCUGCUCCGUCGUCAUCAGAGGACCCUCCAGGGAAAUUCGCGAGGAGUGCGAGAGAUCCCUCGUCGGGGCAGUGAAGGUCCUUAUGGGGGCGUCAAAGAGGGCAGUCUGCGGGGGAGGAAGCGCAGAGGCAGCAGUCGCGCAUAUGAUGCACCCGAAGACGGAGGGAGAAAGAGCGUACACGAGAGCCCUCCUGGAGAUCACGAGGACACUCGCAGCGAAUGCAGGACUCCCCGCGGAUGAGACACUCGAUGAAAUACUUCGCAGGAACUCGGAGGGAGUCCACACGUUCGGAGUCUCCGUGGAGGAAGCUGCAUGCAUGGAGAAGCUCGGGGUAAGGGAGUCCCUGCGCCUGAAGGAGAUCGUCUGGAGCAGGGCAGCAGAGACUGCGGAGAUGCUCCUCAGGUGCGACAGUAAUAUCAAGUGCCGCCCCAGAGAGAGAGUCCACGAGUAA